Molecule: messenger RNA, 1638 nt
Organism: Perca fluviatilis (European perch)
Lineage: Eukaryota; Metazoa; Chordata; Actinopteri; Perciformes; Percidae
Gene: arl6ip1
Product: ADP-ribosylation factor-like 6 interacting protein 1
Exons: 6
Coding region: 131-742 (203 amino acids)
Source: RefSeq, a predicted model, not a curated record
AGAGUUUGACCGUUAGUGUGUCACUGAAGCCAGUAAAGGAGGUGUGCUUGCUGCUGCAGUGCGGGGUCGUUUCCCUACUAAACCUAACGAAAUUCACAAUAGAAACCUAACCUACAGUGGUUCAGUAACGAUGGCUGACGGAGACAACAAAAGCGCAAAUAUGCUAGCUCAGGAAACGGCCCAACUGGAGGAGCAGCUGCAGGGCUGGGGUGAAGUGAUCCUGGCCGGGGAUCGCGUUGUGCGCUGGGAGAAACCUUGGUUCCCUGGAGCCCUGAUGGCUACCACCACUGUGCUCUUUCUGCUGAUUUACUACCUGGACCCAUCAGUGCUGACUGGGCUCUCCUGCGCUGUCAUGUUGCUCUGCCUAGCAGACUACCUGGUACCCACACUCGCACCCAGAGUCUUCGGCUCCAAUAAGUGGACCACCGAGCAACAGCAGCGUUUCCACGAGAUCUGCGGUAACCUGGUGAAGACCCAGCGUCGGAUCGUGGGCUGGUGGAAGCGUCUCUGCGCCCUCAAGGAGGAGAAGCCCAAAAUGUACUUUGCCUCAGUGAUCAGCAGCUUGCUGGUAGUGGCCUGGAUCGGACAACAGGUGCACAACCUCUUCCUCACCUACCUGAUCGUGAACUUCCUGCUGCUGCUGCCUGGCCUGAACCAGCACGGCGUCAUCACCAAGUAUGCGUCCAUGGCCAAGAGGGAGAUCAACAAACUGCUCAAACAGAAGGAGAAGAAGAACGAGUAGACGGAAGUGUGAAGAGGAAAUCUCUGAAAGAUGAACCACGACAAAAUGGAAGGGGGAAGGAAGUUGAUUGAAGAGGAGAGCAAAAAAGUAAAGAAAAAAGAGCCUCUUGGUUCCUCGGUCUGUGCCACCGAGCAAGACACCCUUUUUUUCACACGUUGGAUAAGUUUCAUUUCUCUUCAAUUUGAUGUUCGAACCUCACAUCACCCACUAGUUUAUUUUUUUAUUUUGAAUUUAUCUGCCAUGCAUGCAGCCACCAUGUGAAGGUUAUCUGAUAUUGUCACUCGUUCAUACACGGCACUGAAAGGCUCAACACCCACGCUCCCCUGCCCCAUACACAGUUUAAAACCUUCCUUCUGUUCAGGUGUGCUUCAUUUUAAGAUGUCAGUAAUGCUUUUAAGCCAUUCCCUCUACUUAGACAAAGUGACUACUGAGCAGUUUUUGUAGCAUUACUGCAUCAUUUUAACCUCAGAUUCCUCACAGUAUUUUUUUAUUUCUUUGUUUUUGUUUUUUCCCUUUUCCCCAGGACAGGUCAUGUACAUUUAACUUUAUUUUUUUUUUGUUGCUUAUUCUGCUUUGGUUGUAUUUAAAAAUGACGCAGAAAACUGGAUUUAAAGCUGAGCUUGUCAGGAGUGCAACUUUCUUGAUACAAGCCUACUGCUGCUAGCUGGACUCUGCUCUAUUAGCUCUUCUAUAAAACCCCAGUGUGUUAAUGGUGUGGGGUGUCUGUGUAAAUAGGCCUAUCACUUUGUCCCUGUCAGUUUUCCUUUUUCUCUGUUCUUAUUUAUGUGUUCGGUCCUUCUCAAUUGUAAGGUUUCUGGUUUGAUUACGGUCUUUAAACUCAUUUCAUUUUGUCUUUAUUGGAGUUCUUUAUGAAAACAAAUAAAGUGUGAUUUAAA